Haemorhous mexicanus (house finch) is the source of this 3019-nucleotide messenger RNA. RefSeq names its product oxysterol binding protein (gene OSBP). Bases 181 to 2229 code for a protein of 682 amino acids. The transcript is spliced from 14 exons. Gene Ontology annotation, molecular function: sterol binding. The record is from RefSeq and is a predicted model, not a curated record. NCBI's taxonomy places the organism in Eukaryota, Metazoa, Chordata, Aves, Passeriformes, Fringillidae. Gene Ontology annotation, cellular component: intracellular membrane-bounded organelle; membrane; cytosol.
GCGCCGGCGGCACCGACAACGUCGGCGGGCAGCGGAGCCGGCGCGGGCGGCGGCGGGGCCGGUCCUGGCUCGGCCCGCGAGGGUUGGCUCUUCAAAUGGACCAACUACAUCAAGGGAUACCAGCGCCGCUGGUUCGUGCUCAGCAAUGGGCUGCUCAGCUACUACCGAUCCAAGGCGGAGAUGGGCCACACGUGCCGCGGCACCAUCAACUUGGCCACGGCCAACAUCACCGUGGAGGAUUCCUGCAAUUUCAUCAUCUCCAACGGCGGAGCCCAGACCUACCACCUCAAGGCCAGCUCCGAGGUGGAGCGGCAGCGCUGGGUCACCGCCCUCGAGCUCGCCAAGGCCAAGGCUGUCAAGAUGCUGGAGGAGUCAGACGACUCUGGCGACGAGUCGGUGUCGCAGACGGACAAGACGGAGCUGCAGAACACCCUGCGGAUUUUGUCCAGCAAAGUGGAGGACCUGAGCACCUGCAACGACCUGAUCGCCAAGCACGGCACGGCCCUGCAGCGCUCCCUCAGCGAGCUCGAGGCCCUGCGGCUUCCCCCGGAGAGCACGGACAAGAUCAAGCAGGUCAACGAGCGGGCCACGCUCUUCCGCAUCACCUCCAACGCCAUGAUCAACGCCUGCCGGGAUUUCAUGCUCCUGGCACAAACGCAUGGGAAGAAGUGGCAGAAGUCUCUGCAGCAGGAGCGGGAUCAGCGGAUCCGGCUGGAGGAGACGCUGGAGCAGCUGGCCAAGCAGCACAACCACCUGGAAAGGGCUUUCCGGGGGGCCACGGUGCUCCCCGCCAGCACGCCCGGCACUGCAGGCUCUGGCAAAGAUUUGUGCUGCCCUGCCAAAGGCGACCUGAGUGACGAGGACGAUGACAACAAUGAGUUCUUCGACGCCCCGGAAAUCUUCCCCAUGCCCGACAUCAUGGGCCACAAGAGAACUGGGAGCAACAUCAGCGGCACCAGCAGUGACAUCAGCCUGGAUGAGCAGUACAAGCACCAGGUUGAGGACACCAAGAAGGAAAAGAGAACCCGCAUUCCCUACAAACCCAACUACAGCCUCAACCUCUGGAGCAUCAUGAAGAACUGCAUUGGGAAGGAGCUGUCCAAGAUUCCCAUGCCAGUGAAUUUCAAUGAGCCGCUGUCCAUGCUGCAGCGGCUGACGGAGGACCUGGAAUACCACGAGCUGCUGGAUCGGGGGGCGCGGUGCGAGAGCUCCCUGGAGCAGCUGUGCUACGUGGCCGCUUUCACCGUGUCCUCCUACUCCACCACCGUCUUCCGCACCAGCAAGCCCUUCAACCCGCUCCUGGGGGAAACCUUCGAGCUGGAUCGCCUGGAGGAGAACGGAUACCGCUCCCUCUGCGAGCAGGUGAGCCACCACCCGCCGGCUGCUGCCCACCAUGCCGACUCCAAGAACGGCUGGACGCUGCGCCAGGAAAUCAAAAUCACCAGCAAAUUCCGAGGGAAAUAUCUCUCCAUCAUGCCUCUGGGCACCAUCCACUGCGUCUUCCACUCCUCUGGCAACCACUACACGUGGAAAAAGGUGACGACCACCGUGCACAACAUCAUCGUGGGGAAGCUCUGGAUAGACCAGUCAGGUGAGAUCGAGAUCGUCAACCACAAGACAGGGGACAAGUGCAUCCUCAAGUUUGUCCCUUACAGCUACUUCUCCCGGGAUGUGGCGAGGAAGGUGACCGGGGAGGUGAUGGACCCCUCGGGAAAGGUGCAUUUUGCCCUGCUGGGCACUUGGGACGAGAAGAUGGAUUGCUACAAGGUCCAGCUGGCAACAGGGGACAACGGAGCCGAGGCGCGGCCACGAGCCCACGAGGCUGAGGACAGCCGGGUGCUGCUGUGGAAGCGGAACCCGCUCCCGAAGUACGCAGAGAACAUGUACUACUUCUCGGAGCUGGCGCUGACCCUGAAUGCGCCGGAGAGCGGGACGGCCCCCACGGACAGCCGGUGGCGCCCGGACCAGCGCCUCAUGGAGAACGGGAGGUGGGACGAGGCCAACGCCGAGAAGCAGCGGCUGGAGGAGAAACAGCGGCUCUCCCGUAAGCGCCGCGAGGCCGAGGCCGCCCGCGCCACUGAGGACGGGACACCCUACGAUCCCUACAAACCACUGUGGUUCGAGCGGAAGAAGGACCCGGUAACGCAGGAGAUGGCGCACGUCUACAAGGGGGGCUACUGGGAGAGCAAGGAGAAGCAGGACUGGAGCUUGUGCCCGGAUAUUUUCUGAGCCCGACGAGGAGGAGGAGGAGGAGCGGCGAGGGGGGAGGGAUGAAGGCCAGGACCCCCCCGUCGUCCAUCCGUCUGUCUUAACCGUGUGUCCCCGUGCCUCGCCGUGAGCGCCGGCCAGGCUUUGCCUUAGCCCACCCAAACUGACCUUGGGGAGCAGGAGCCAACACAGCCCCCCUCAAAUCUGUGCUGGAGCAGGGGGGUCCGUUCAUCCCACCCACCUCCUCGGUACCCUGGGGUGGGAAGCACGGCCGCCCCUGGGGUGGGGGGCCCCGGGGAAGGUGCAACGGGGCGAGCCCGAGGCUGGCCUUGGUCUCCCCCCCUCCCCUUUUAUUCCCAUUCCCCUUUGCCCCCAGAAGUUCGGGUGCUUUUGGGGUCCGGGGAGGGGCCAGCCUCCCCCCCAGCCUGUUCUAUAGGUGUAUAUUAUAUAUAUGUAGAGAGCAAUCGGGGUCCCCUUCUCCCCCACAGCCCCCAGUUUAGGGGGUCCUUGCCCUCCCCGGGGUGCUCCCCACGCGUGGAGACCCCUCAUGAGGUGCCUUCCCUGUAGGUUUAGGGCAGGGGGAGGGCCUGGGUUUUGGGGGGAGGGGGGUCUCUCCAGGGUGCAGUGGGACCCCUGCACCCCCAGACACUACGGGGGGGGGAGAUGCGCCAUGGGGGGAGUCUCUGCACCCCCAAAUCUGAAAUUGGGGGCGUUUGAUGCCUUUUUAUUUUAUUUUUCCUUUUUUUCUUUUUUUUUCUUUUUUUUUUUGUCUCCGGAAAAAGAACUAAAUUAAAAUCUGUGAAUGCCCCAA